UUUAGAAAAUUAGCAUGUAGUAAAUAUUUUCUCAAGAUUCGCACUGCAAUUAAGAAGCCAAUUAAUAAAAUUUUGCAGAAGAAUUUAUAAAUGCUUUCGAUAUAAGUGUGUUUUGCAAAAAUUGCAAUACCUAAAUGACUACUUGUGAUAUGAAGUUGUUGUUUAGCCAUUAUUUGCAAUGUGAGAUAAAUUAGUAGUAUCAAGAUGAUAAAUGUGACGAUUCAAACUUAAAUAAUAUUAAAUAAUAUUUUUAAGGAAAUAAGAUAAAAGAUAAAGAGCAAAUUGAAAAUACUCGGACAUAAUUGGACAUAAAUUAGUUACGAGAAUAAAUUUUGAUUAAAUCUGAAUUAGGUUAAAGCAGUAAAGAAUAAUAUUAAUCAACAAUAAAUGAGUACUUAAUAAAAGAGAGAAUAUAAUCUAUGAGUGAAAUUACAAAUAUAUCGCUUAUGAAAUUUUUAUAAUAGGAGAAAGCAAGUUUAUAAAGAAUAAAUGCAAUUUCGUAAAUUAGGAAAAUUUUAAAUCUACCUCAAACACAUUAAAUCUGUCUGCAAUAUUAAGUAUUAAGAAAAUAAGCAAAAUCAUAAUAAACAAAACAUCCCCAUUAACCUUGGAAUCUUUGUUUUAUUUAGAAAGUAUAAAUAACGUUUAACAAGUUUUUAGAUGACUUGUGCAGAAAUUAAAAAGAAAUAUUAGCAUAUCGUAUCUAUAUACUCUAUGAGUUAGCAGCAAGAAUAUCUGAACUUAAACAAAUUACAUUUUAAAUGAUAUUAACUGGACAAGUUACAUAUUUACCAAAUAAGCAACGCAAAUAAGGACCUAAAGCAAUAAGAAAUUUCAUAAUUUCUGAGGAGGUGAUUAUGCAAACAUAAAUUUUUAUGAAUAGAAAUAAAAUAAAUAUAGCAAAUACCCUCAAUAUAGGGUACUAGAAUUAAACAAAUAAAAUCAAAAUCAUUUCAAAAAUAGUUGAGAUAAGCAUGCAAUUCUUUGUUAAAAGUAAUUAGAGAUGAAAAUACAGAUUAUAAGUAAUUUUUAUCAAAAAUUUAAUACCAUGAUUUGAGACAUACAAAAUUAAGUGAGAUGCAUAAAUCUGAAAUAGAUCCCAAAGUGAUUUAAUAGUUUGUAAAACACUCAAAUAUAAAAAUAACAGAAAUGUAUUUGAGGAAUAUUGAGUUGGAUUCCAUUAUUGAUUUAAAUAGCGG
Molecule: messenger RNA, 1199 nt
Organism: Paramecium sonneborni
Lineage: Eukaryota; Ciliophora; Oligohymenophorea; Peniculida; Parameciidae
Source: the annotation of a GenBank genome assembly